This is a messenger RNA of Linum trigynum, 1177 nucleotides long. The record is from the annotation of a GenBank genome assembly. Lineage: Eukaryota; Viridiplantae; Streptophyta; Magnoliopsida; Malpighiales; Linaceae.
CUUAAUAAAAAAGAGAUUCCUUUGUCUCCUUCUCCAAAUUACUAAAAACCCAAAGGGGAAAAGCUUUUUGUUUAUUCAUUCAUCAGCAAAAAAUGGAAAAGAAACAACAAAAUUAAAGGUACCGUCUCGCUUUCUUUCUCCGUCCGUCUCAUCAAUCAAGACAUGAAAUAAAUAAACCCGUCUCCUUUCUCUCUCUCCCUCAUCAUCUCUUCCGCGAAAUCAAAGCGAGGCAAACGAGAAAUAAAGAAAACCCCACGAGAAAACCCUCCGCCGGCCAGAAAUCGACGAAUCCAUCUUCUUCUUCUUCUUAAUCUUCCCCCCGCUGGACCCGAGGUCGGAUUUGCUGGAAACUCAAAUGUUGCAGCUCUUCUUCGCGGUGGCGUUCUCGGCGGUGCCGUUGACGCUCUACAUCCCGCCGAUCCGCUCCCUAAACCUGUUCGUGGAGACGAUCGAGGACAUGCUCCGCCAGAUGGCCGUCCAUACUAUCCGUACGUAUCCUCGGAUACGCCUCGCCUUCUCUCGCAUCCUCAGCAACCUCCUCCGUCUCUCCAGGUAAACGAAUUCAAUCCCCCCCUCCGCCGCCCCUGGCCCUGCCAGCAACAGAUCGGAAAAAUGUCCGUUGACUAGAGGCCGGCCGUUCUUCGCUCUUGGAUCGGGUUUUGUGGUUGUUGUUGCUGCUGCUUGUUGUUGUUGUUGUAAAUACACUCUUGUGUAGCUAUGUGACGGUAGAGAUCGAAUCGGUUCUUCAGCAGAUUUUCCGUUCUCCCCCUCCGAAUUUAGGUUUUGACCGAUUAGAUUGUGAAGAGAUUUUCUUGUGAUGGAUUUUUGGUUUGUAAUGUAAUCUUUUCUGUAUCAUCUCUGAUUGAGCAAUAAAUUAAUUCGAAAUCGAAAUAAAUGUGCUUUGACGUUUGAGGAUCAUCCUUCCUAGUCUUCUUCUUCUACCUUGUUGUAUCAGUUGAAUCAUGUAUCCAUUAUCGAGUUGACAUGAUUAAACUCACGAAGUUGCAGCUUCAUCAUCUCGAUUAUACUUUAAAUCAUUGUUAGUCUCAGCGAUCUGAUCUCCGUGAAACAACGCUAGUUCCUGAGAUUCAAGCUCAAACAAGACAAAUCUAGUGGGGCGGGUCGGUGACUCGAUGAGCGGUUUUGAUUAGUGAACGAAUAGAAUAUGAACAUGAUU